AUUUGUACGGGUACCGAAUAUGUUGGUAGAAUAUAUUAUUACUUCUUUAGGACUUUUUAGUCAGCUGUUCUUUCUUGGUGAAGGCAGGCAAAUGGUUGAGCUAGAGGUGUUCUGUGUAACUUAUCUGAUGAUGAUGGAUAAUUGUUUGGAUCUUGGAUUGAUUAUUAACUUGGAUUUGGAAAUCCUGCAUUCCCGCAGCACAUUGAAAAUGGCAAAGUGACAUGUAACCGACAGAGUCAAGAAAAAAAUGUGUGGCUUAUACUGGUAUUUUUCCCUUUGGAAAGACCUGAGUGGUGUUAACUUUUGGAACCUAAUGCUUGAAUUACAAUUCCAAGCAAUCCAGACUGUUGGCCAUAGGGAUUGAGGGGAAUUGUAAUCAGAUUUGGGGGAAAGUGGCUGAAGUUAACAAUGUCCUGCUUUUUAAAUUUUGCCAAAGAUCAGAAUUUUGUCGCCUAUCUCCUUUUUUUCUAGCUCCCCUGUUUCCAGAGUAGUUUACAAUGGCAAGAGAAACAGCAGUCCUCGCUCCCCAAGCAACAGCAGUGAGAUCUUCACUCCUGCACAUGAGGAGAAUGUGCGCUUCAUCUAUGAAGGUGCAGAGUGCAUGGCAAUCUGUGGAGCGGGAUCUCCGCAGUCAAAUGGCAGGUGGUGAAAGAGUUCUUGUAGAGGAAUAUGUGGAGAAGGUACCAAAUCCCAGUUUGAAGGCAUUCAAGCCUGUUGACUUGAGCGACCUAAAGCGACGGAACACACAGGACUCUAAGAAAUCCUAAAGUGACUUGGGCUGGCCCAGCCCCAAUGCUGGCAUGUGGCCACUGGUACAUGAAUUUGAUAACUUUGUGUUGGUUUCCUCCUAUUUCCUAGGAAGGAUUGGCUUUCUGCCUCUUCUUCUCAGCAUUCCCUGGCCUGGGCUGCUUGUCUUCAUUCUAGAAUUGAGCCCAGGAGUUCCUUUUCCUUAGUAAAUGACAUUUUAAUCUGACAAUAGCCAAGUGGCUGGCAUGUGUCCUGUCUGUCUACAUGUGAAAUAAGACAGAAGCAUUGGGAAACACCAGACCUAGACUCUCCCUAAAGUCCUCUCCAAACCCAGCUCUUCUUAGGGAAAAGCUGAGAGGCUGAUGGGAAAGAAGCAGCUGUGGUUAUGUAGUCUACUCUGCCAAUACAAACCAGGAGAUUUUAGACUGCUAAUACUUGAGCUUUUGGUCUGAAGAAUGGAACAGUAUUGCUCAGCCCGUUGGUACAGUGAUGAUGAAGAAGAACUGAAAAAUAGAAGCGUCAAGCCCAGGACAGUUUCCCAAGUGCAAACUUUUUGUGAUUCAACUGUAUCUGGAUAAAUCUGACUGGUCUCCCUUACCAUGUGCUGAAAAGAUGCACCAGAUUCUGUGGUUUUUACACCUUGACUAGCAGCCCCAGCCGGGGGGGGGGGGGGGGGGAGGUGGCAUUUCUGAGCUAGCCCCAGAGCCCAGCCCCCGUGCCCCAGCAGGGCUGGGGUCAGCCUUAGUGUGUGCUGUUCACAAGCAAGUGGCAGAAGUACCCAUGCUUGUGUCUAGCCCAGGCAUUGGUGUUGGGGACCCUACCUAAAAUAGGUAGGCAAGGGCAUGGUGGCUGUUUCUUUCCCUUUGUUAUGUCCCCCUUUGAAUUGUGUCUGUCUUUAAGGGGUGUUGUAAAUAAAACUGGUUAGUCAUUUUGA
This is a messenger RNA of Thamnophis sirtalis, 1681 nucleotides long. The record is from RefSeq and is a predicted model, not a curated record. NCBI's taxonomy places the organism in Eukaryota, Metazoa, Chordata, Lepidosauria, Squamata, Natricidae.